AUGCCAAGGUCUAAACGUUCUAAGCUGGUUACUCUCGCUCAAACCGAUAAAAAAGGCAGAGAAAACAAAGAGCGCAUCUUCGAUGAAAUCCGUGAGGGUUUAGACUCAUUCAGAUUUGUGUGGGUGCUUCAUUUGGAUGAUGUACGUACCCCUGUUCUCCAAGAGAUUCGUUCAGCGUGGACAGGAUCAAAGCUCAUCAUGGGCAAGCGGAAGGUUUUGGAAAAGGCUCUCGGUCAGAAACGAGAGGAUGAGUAUAAAGAAAACUUAUCCAAACUCACGAAGCACUGCACUGGUGUAACGGGCCUAUUAUUCACCGAUGAGGAACCCCAGGUUGUCAAGGACUACUUCGAGUCAUAUGUGAGGGCAGAUUACUCCAGGCCCAAAUCUAAAGCUCCGUUGACGUUCGAGAUACCGGCUGGUAUUGUUUACUCGCGUGGUGGGCAGAUUCCCAUCCAAGACGACGUUGUGAUGGUGCACUCGCUCGAGCCCACCAUGAGGAACAAGUAUAAGAUUCCCACCAAAAUCAAGAGUGGUAAAAUUACCAUAGAGAGCCCUUAUCUAGUUUGCGAAAAGGGCCAAACCUUAGACGUGCGUCAAGCGCUAAUUCUCAAACAAUUUGGCAUUGCUGCAGCUGAGUUUAAAGUCAAGGUCGCUGCGUACUUUGACAACGAGAGCACUGCCGUUGAAAAGGUCAAUAUAAACAUGGAAUCUGCAUAA
Lachancea dasiensis is the source of this 717-nucleotide messenger RNA. Lineage: Eukaryota; Fungi; Ascomycota; Saccharomycetes; Saccharomycetales; Saccharomycetaceae. The record is from the annotation of a GenBank genome assembly.